AUGUGUGACGGUGCAGCCACAAAUAUAAAACAAGUUACAUCUACAAACACAGCCAAACUGGACAGAGAAACGGAGGAGCUCCAUCAAUGUGGUGUCAAUGGAUACGUUGGACGAAUAAUAGAGCAAGUUCGAAAAGAGACGCAGAUGACUCCGAAGAAGUUGGCAACUUGUGUAUUGCAGAAAAUAGACGAAAAUCCACAAGUUGUGGAUGAUUGCGAAGAGGGGAGAGCAAUUCCAAAUAAUCAAAUAAUGGGCAAAUUGGAGAGAAUCUUUGGUGUAAAAUCGAGGGGCAAGGACAAAGGUCAACUGUACGUUGCAGACUGGAAAAGGGAAAAGUAA
Molecule: messenger RNA, 339 nt
Organism: Corticium candelabrum
Lineage: Eukaryota; Metazoa; Porifera; Homoscleromorpha; Homosclerophorida; Plakinidae
Product: endothelial differentiation-related factor 1 homolog
Exons: 5
Coding region: 1-339 (112 amino acids)
Cellular component (GO): nucleus
Molecular function (GO): DNA binding
Source: RefSeq, a predicted model, not a curated record